Messenger RNA from Carassius auratus (goldfish), 3111 nucleotides. RefSeq names its product mitochondrial glycine transporter B-like. Lineage: Eukaryota; Metazoa; Chordata; Actinopteri; Cypriniformes; Cyprinidae. Gene Ontology annotation, molecular function: glycine transmembrane transporter activity. Gene Ontology annotation, cellular component: mitochondrion; mitochondrial inner membrane. Gene Ontology annotation, biological process: glycine import into mitochondrion. The transcript has 9 exons. The record is from RefSeq and is a predicted model, not a curated record. The coding region runs from base 401 to 1264 and encodes 287 amino acids.
AACAACGCACAACUUUCUCGCGCAAACGUAGCUCCGCUCCAAACUCACUGCUCACGGUGUCCGAGCAGAAAUGUGAUGUUGAAAACUGUAGUGUAACGAACGCCUGCUGUUUCACCGCAAAUUUAGUAAACGUUUCGUUGAUUGCCGGGAAAUAUUUUUUUUAGAUACUGGAAAACAGAACAACUGUAACGUUAUGUAAGCUGUGCGUAAAGUGACAGAAAGAACGAGAAUCAUGAUGUCAGUCAGUCCUCAUUCACUCUUCCUUCUUCGGACCAUAAGAGACAGUCUGGAAUCAAAGCUUUAACGUCUCUGACAUCACCCAUCGGCCAUAGAAGAGAUCAAAGGGCGGAAGUUGAGCUCUUCUUCUGUGCAAGCUUCAUCAUCAUCCUCUCCAUCUGCAAUGGAGGUUGCCCUGGCUUAUCCUGCCCUGAAGGCCUUCAUGUGCGGCUCUCUCAGCGGCACCUGCUCCACUCUGCUGUUCCAGCCGUUGGAUCUGGUGAAGACCAGACUGCAGACCCUGCAGAACAACAUGCACCCAGGUGCUCCUAAAGUGGGGAUGAUUACAGUCUUUUUCAACGUGAUCCGCACAGAGAAGCUGCUUGGCCUGUGGAAGGGGGUCACACCGUCGUUCAUGCGCUGUAUCCCUGGUGUAGGGAUCUACUUCAGCACAUUUUACUCGCUGAAGCAGCACUUCUUCCUGGAUAGGUCUCCGAAUGCAGGGGAGGCGGUGUUGCUAGGGGCGGGGGCUCGUUGUGUGGCAGGUGUGGCCAUGCUGCCCAUCACAGUCAUUAAGACUCGUUUUGAAAGUGGGCGGUACAAUUACAUAAGUGUAGCUGGUGCUCUUAAAAGUGUGUGUCAGAACGAAGGACCGAGGGCGCUUUACUCUGGGCUCACAGCGACUUUACUCCGAGACGCUCCUUUCUCUGGCAUCUAUGUCAUGUUCUACAGCCAGGCCAAAAAGGCUUUGCCACAGGAGAUCAGCUCAUCCUCCUUUGUUCCACUGGUUAAUUUUGGCUGUGGUGUGGUGGCUGGUAUUUUGGCGUCUCUAGCCACUCAGCCAGCAGAUGUGAUCAAAACCCACAUGCAAGUGAGCCCAGCGUUGUAUCCCAAGACCAGGGAUGCUGUACAUCAUGUUUAUACUAAGCAUGGCUUGAGCGGGUUCUUUCGAGGAGCAGUUCCUCGUUCUCUGAGGAGAACCCUUAUGGCUGCCAUGGCCUGGACUGUGUACGAGCAGCUGAUGGCACGCAUGGGACUGAAGUCCUAAAGACACCCCUCACACUUUAUAUGUGGACUUCAUUCUGUGUGUGUCCGAUACAGGAGUGUGUGCUUUUCAGAUGGUGGUGAAAAGAUGGCAUUCUAUUAUCCUUGAAGGAUUGAUAAAAACAAAAGCAGCUAGUGUUGGCUGAGGUACCGGUAAUAAUAGGUAUGUGUGUGUGAUUGUCUGUGUGUGUUAGUGUUUUCAGGUGCAGUCUUUACCCUGUGACACCUCUGACAGUGACAUUCCUAAAUUGCCACAAUGUGAGUUUGUCUGCCUGCAUAUUGAGACAGGGGUCCGCACUGAAGAAUACCAAUGAGAGACCGUCAGCUCACAAGAAAACACUAGUUUCACAAGAAGAAAAUCCCCUUCUUGUCAAUUAACCUUAAUAUACUACAUGUCUCAGUGUCAUUGAAAAGUGAUGAGAUAGUUCCUAAGCCUAAAUAAUUUUUAGUCGAUGAUGAGGCUUAGUGAGUGUCCAAGAGACUGGUGUUACAAAGACAUGUUGACAUAAUACUCCAGCAAUCAGACCGAAUUACUCUAGGGUUGAGAAACUCAACUGACAACACAUGACUGUCUCACCAACAUACUCCGUUCCAAACAUGUUUGCUCGUCUCUAUGCGAUGAUUUGUGCUGUUCUACUGAUUUCCUGUGCUGUGUGGCUGGAUGGAUUUAUCAAUGCACUCCAGUAGACUGUUUUUGAUUUUCUUGAACGCUCACUCCUGAAUGCAGACAAAGCCUAGAUAUGGAUUGAGUGAGGCUUAGUAAGAUUUAAACCUGGAGAAACAUUUAAUAUUUAUUAAAGAAACAGAACAAGUGUUAUUGUUCCUGGGAAAACAAUGUUUGAAAUUGCAAUACUUCAUUUAUUGUAUUUGCAUAUGUUGUAUUUUGUGUGAAACCAAUGUAAGACUCCAUAGUGUCAUCAGUGGUGCUCGGUGUGAACACAGUGUAAUGUUGAUUCAACAUGACCCAUGGGGCAGUUUUAGAAAGUCUGUAAAAAACAUGUCCGGUUGGUUGUUCAAACUUAAAAAUUUGUUGAGAAAAUGAAGCUUAUGAGAAUCAUUAGGAUUACUGGCAUUGUGACAUUAGUUCCAUUUCUUUUAGGCACCUUUUCUCCCCAAAUCUGCAUUACAAAAAAUAUAUAUAUAUAUUCAUCACAGUAAUAGGUAUUUAGGCGAAAUAUACUUAAUUGUCUUGUAAAUAAUGUCACAAUGCAAAAAUAUUUAUGGAUUCGAAAUAGAAUUUGAUUUAUUUAAGCCAAAUAUAAUUUCUUUCCUUUUGUAUUAAAAGUUUUGAUUGUACUAAAAGGAUCAUUAUAUACGUCAAAUGACUGGCUAUUUAAAUUCAGGAAUGUGUUAUACUCCAGUAAUUAAAAUUUAAUUUAGUUUGCGGAAUUCAAUUCCAUAAAAUAAUUGUUUUAAAUUGUCUUGAUUAUAAUUAGAUUGGCUUAUUCCUGACAAAGAAAGAUGAGGUUCAAUUCCCAUUGUAUGAAAUUUGUAAGACAUUUGAAGCUUAGUAAUACUCUAGUUUUAUAUCAGUUAAGUGGGUUCAUAAGUUUCGAUCACUGCACACAACAUGCAUAUAGUUUGUGAAAGCACUUUAAAUUCAGUAAAGCUGAUUGCAUUCAAACUGAUUCUGUGUGUGUGCGUGCGUGUGUGUUGGUUGGUUGGUCACGUGUUGCUAUGUAAGCCUUUGUGCUGUACUGUGGAGAUACUCUUUUGCCUUCACACAAUCAGUAUUGUCUCUUCAGCAUUUCUUAUUGCCAAUAUUGUUGAUAUUUUGUCUGUAUGUGACAAUAUUUGUACAUGCAAAUGUUACGCCUAUUUAAAAAUGUGAAUAAAUCUGCCGUGUUUUAU